AUGGUUGUUCGUGCGCAGCGUCAGAAACGCAUACGCACCCGAGACGAAGAGCAGGAAGAAGAUGAGGGUGAAUGGGCGAUUGGUGCGCGUAGAGUAGCCAGUCCGGCACACCAACCUCUUCCACUGCCAAUCCAAAGGGAUGACGGAAGUGGAAGGUUCAGGAGGAGUCGGCUUGUUUUUGGAGACAACGUGCCAGAACCUCAGAUCGCCAGACGUGUUCAUGGGAAUGGCAGGGUAGAAAUGCAGGGGGGUGUAAAUGUAGACUGCACAACCGAAGAUUCAUCAGCAACGUUCCAGCAUAAAGAUACCCGACGUCCAGUUCCGAGGCCGCGCAUGACCAUUGUUGAUAGCGACGCUAUCACCAAGGUCCCAUUGGAUAUGCAAGAGACAAGGCAAGAAAACAGCCAUAAUGUCAGCAAGCAGCGCGCCCCACGCGUGCGCUUCGACGAAGCAUUGAGGAUGCAUAGUUUUGCCGGAAGUCAAUACAUAGGUCGAGUGAUUGACAAGGAGUGUGCAGUUCUCCAAUCGCCUAUGGAUGAGAAAGACCAAGAGGGAGGAGUGGACAAGCGUAAUGUUUAG
Messenger RNA from Alternaria alternata, 579 nucleotides. RefSeq lists its product as hypothetical. NCBI's taxonomy places the organism in Eukaryota, Fungi, Ascomycota, Dothideomycetes, Pleosporales, Pleosporaceae. Bases 1 to 579 code for a protein of 192 amino acids. The transcript has a single exon. The record is from RefSeq and is a predicted model, not a curated record.